AAUCCUACAGACCCGGGGGGGUCAGGUGAAGCCUGGGGGGAUUCUCUGGGGCUUUUCUCGCGAUAUCUCCGAGUCUGACGGGGUUGGAGACAGUCCCGCACCUGCAGUACGUGCGUGUGCGCGCCCCCUUUUUGGGACAGUGCGGGGCCGGGGACCGCCCCUUCCAUCCGCCCCCUCCCGCCCCGCGAGGCCAGCAGCGGCGCCGCCGGCCACGUCUCAGAACUCCGCACGGACACCGGCGCGCGCGCCGCAUCCCACGAGCCCGGAGACUGUACCCCGCGCGGACGGAGCUCUGAGACGGCGUGCUGGACCGAGCCCAGCGAAGGCCUGCUUCCUCCGCCAUGAGUUCCCGCUGUAAAGUCAGCUACCCCUCCCUGAUCGUGCUGGUGUUCCUGCAGGGCGUGGCGCUUCUGAUGUUCUACGGCUGGUACAUCCAGGUGAAGCCACAGACUCCGCCCCCCUCCCAGAGUAAAGUCCACGUGCUGCUGCUGUCGUCGUGGCGGUCCGGCUCCUCCUUCAUGGGUCAGGUGUUCAGCCAGCACCCGUCCGUCUUCUAUCUGAUGGAGCCGGCUUGGCACGUGUGGAGCUCCGCCCCCCGGGUGGGGGCGCGCUUCCUGCGGAUGGCGGUGCGAGACCUCAUCCAGAGGGUGUUCCAGUGCGACUUCUCGGUGAUGGACUCCUACAUGCCUGAGCAGCGCAACAUGUCCAAGAUCUUCAUGUGGAGCCACAGCCGGGCGCUGUGCUCGCCGCCGGCCUGCCCGCUCACGCCGCGCGGCCAAAUCAGCAACCAGACGCAGUGCUACCACACCUGCGACGCCCGCGGCCUGCAGAAGGUGGAGGACGCCUGCAACUCCUACAGCCACGUGGUGCUGAAGGAGGUGCGCUUCUUCGAGCUGGAGUCCCUGUACCCGCUGCUGAGAGACCCCACCCUGGACUUCCGCAUCGUCCACCUGGUGCGCGACCCGCGCGCCGUGGUGCGCUCCAAGGAGCAGUCGGCCGCCUCCUUCGUGAGAGACAACGCCAUCGUGCUGGAGCAGAGGAACGUGCCCGCCAGCGAGGUGCAGUUCCAGUCCAUCCAGGAGAUCUGCCGCAGCCACAUCCGCAUCAACGAGCGCGCCGUCCUCAAGCCGCCGCCCUUCCUGAAAGGACGCUACAAGUUGGUCCGCUUCGAGGACAUCGCCUUCAACCCGCUCAAGGAGAUCAAGGAGGUCUACGACUUCGUGGGUCUGCAGAUGACCCCCAAGCUGGAGGACUGGAUCGUCACCGUGACGCACGGAAAGGGCAGAGGCUCGGUGCGGGACGCCUUCGACAUCACGUCUCGGAACGCCAAAGCCGUGACGCAGGCCUGGCGCAAGGCGCUGCCGUUCAGCAAGGUGAAGAAGAUCCAGGACGCCUGCAAAGGAGCCAUGUCGCUGCUGGGCUACCGGACCGUGGACAGCGAGAAGGAGCAGAAGAACAUGGACAUGGACCUGCUGGUGCCGCAUGAGCCGUUCAAGUUCGACUGGGAGGCCGGCACCGAGGAGGCGGCCCGGAGUUAGAGAGAGUCCUUCCCAGCAUCCUCUGCUUCAGGACAGGAAGGACGGAGGACUGAGGCUCCUGCAGAACAUCUGUGGCAGGAAGUUUUACCACUGAUGACGGAGCGGCGCUCCUCAGCACUUUGUGGAGUUUGAAGGUUUUUGCACAUGUGAGGAAUCCAGACAAAGGAGAAGACAACAGCACCACCUUUCUUCUGCUUUCUCUCCAGUUUGAGUCCUGACCAGCAGACGUUUAACCCCCUGACCCCUGACUCCCUUUAGAUCACUCAUGACCCCCAGGAGAGGACGGAUCCGGUUUGAGUUUUACCGCUCAGAAACUCCUCGUGUGAGCCGCACUCUCAAACCAAAAGCUGUUCAAAUGUCGAUUUGAAAUGACAGACGUUCAGAAACGACUCACUGCGUCUCUAAACUGACAUGUUUGAGCUUUUCUGGCUGAACCACGAACCACGUCGGCUCAGUUUCCACCAGAAAGAUCAGUUCUCUGUGACGGCCACUAGAAAAGAAACAACAAAGAAAACUAUGAGAGUAAAGGUGAAAAUUAUUGGAGAAAAGACUGAAUUUAUGAGAUAAAACUCAAAUAUUUAUUAUUUUAAAAGUGCUCAUUUGAUUUAGAAAAAGUCAUUUAUUCUUUUUUAAUAAAUUUGCAGAUUCUGGAGCAGUUUGACGUCAUGCCGUUUCUCUAAUUCACAUGAAUUAGUUUUAUUAGAAAUCAGAAAGUUAAAUCGAUUUGAAUUGAUUUAAACUUAAUAGAUCAAUAAUUGAUUCAUGAAAGACAUAAAUCGACCUAACACAUAAAGUCAGCUAGCUUGAUGCUAACGUAUAAUGGGAUUUCCCAUAGGACGGCUAAUGCUAACACUCGGUCGACCUAAACAUUCAUUCUGACUAAAUGAACAUCUUUAUGGGAAUUUUCCAAACUCUUAAGGAAAUAUUUUUAAAGUAACUAUUUGUGGCCUACAACAUCGUCUUUCUUCUCCUGGAAUAAGGUGUAAUGCUGUCGAAUGAUCGCCACCUAGUGGUCAAACUGAAACGUCCUCCAGGAGAAGCAGAACAAUGUUUACUGUUAAUGAUCUGAACAUUUUAGUUAGAACUUCUUUAGAGAAUCAUGUAACUCUGGAUGAUACCACAUCUAACAACAACAUUUAACAAAUGUGUUUAAAUGUGUAAACUCAGAACUGAGUUGAAUUGAAGAAUUGAAAGAAUAGAAAAAAAUCAAAUCGAUUCAGGCUCUUGUGAAUCGAAUCAUUUGAGGAAAGUAUAACCGAUGCCCAGAAAAUCAGGACUGUUUACGGCAGAACGAACACUUUUUCAACCUUUUUCCGUCUAAUGAGCGACUUUACUCUCAUAUGUUGUUCUUGUGCGAGGCCUGCCCCCCACCCCCCAGCUGAAGGCUACAGGUAAACUCCUCCGAGGCUCCGGAGACGCUUCGUUUUCCCAGCUGUGAUGAGGCGCCGCUUUCCUUCCCUCCCAGCACAGUGGCGGCAUUCACGACUCGCAGGGCGCCGCCGCUGACGACCACUCGCCGCUCACUGGGUGGAAGGCGUGUCUGCAGACGCAGACUCUGCAGACACGCCUUCCGAGCUCAGACCAGACCAGAAUAAUCAUGGACAGAAAGAAUGAAGGAAGUUUUGGUUUCCAGGGAAUGUCCCUCUUCCAGAAGUCAGAUGAAGUUCUCACGAACGUAAAACAUUUUACCUCCAGGAGGUCGAACCCCUCGAGGGACGGCUGUUCAAUUCCUUAAAAACCAGCUCAGAAUCUACCAGUUUGAAUCCAGACGGACUUGAAGUUAUAAUGUGGAGCUCCUCAGAGGAACGUUUGGUUUACUGGAUUUAAAGGUUUCUGUCAGAAAAACAACAAUGUUCCCGCUCCGGAAAGGCGUUUUACAGAAAACCUGCUCUGUUACAUUCUUUCUUACAUAUUUAUCCUCUAAGUUUUAAUUUAAUGAAAUGAAUUGAUGAUUGAAAUGUGUCUAACAGGUAGAAUGGAAUGUAUUUAAUCAGCAAAGACAUUCUUGAUGUGAAGAACUUGAUAUUAAUGUUUAUUAUUGAUGAGGAGUUGAAGGUACGGAUUCAUGGAAAGCAGAUUUGAUUUUGAUCAAACUCCAGUGGAGGUUCUGGUUCUGGUGUUCAUCUUAGAUGCUGUUUUAAGCAGCAUCUGUCUGUCUGACUGUCUGUCUGUCUGUCUGUCUGUCUGUCUGUCUGACAAAGUGAAAUAUUUCCUUGUUUUAUUGUAGACAGGAAGUUUAGCUUGUUAAAUGUAGGAAAUACAUUUUGUUUGUAAAUGUGACAGAGACACAGACAACAGCGUUUGCUGCAUCAGAGGUUGUAGAUUGAGAGAGUGGAUUGAAAGAUCUUCUUUGUCUCUGAUCCGGAUCAGAAUCCUCCAUUUGGUUUUAUUUUAUCUUGUUUUUGUAUUUUGUUUUCCACGUCUCCGUCCUGGUUAACCGGGAUCAGAUGUUUGGUUUGAGACGUUGACAGGAGAGUUGAACACAUGGUACUAAUAUGAAACUCCUUCAUGUGAGGCGCUUUAUGACAUCACAAUAUCAGACUCGGAUCAUUUUAUCCGUCAGAUUAAGUCUGUGAUUGAAGAUGAAGACGAGAUUCAGGAAAUUGCAGCAUCAAAGUACUUUCAUGAUCCAAACUCGGCCUCAAGUCCCUGAAGGUGUGAGGGACGCUGGUGCACAGCUCCACGCUCAGCUGCUGCAGUGGAUGAAGUUUCAUUGAUCUGAGCUUCAUUCUUUCUGCUAAAACGUGACGUCUCUGCUCUUACAUUUUAUUUUGAAAGGACUGUAAGGGAAGUUUUCUGCAGCUCAAAGUUUCUGAUGACGGUUUUAGAACAAAGUGAGAUCGGGGACUUUUGGUUUUAUUUAAAUAACGCAUGUGCCUUUAAAAGUUUGAGCUCGUCGGCAAAACGUCAGCAAGACUAAAAAACAACAAACGUUUUCAUUCAGUCCAGAGACACCGGCGUGUAAAUCCUCCGUUUUUACACGUAAACCUUCAUGAGGGGAUUCUGUGUUUCCUGUUGUGUCAGCGUGAGCUGGACGAGGGUUCGUCCUAGAACUGCUGCUUUGAGGAGGGAGGGGUCACGGUUUAUGUUGAAUCAACUUUUCAUUUUAAUCACCGGUGCAGAUCAUUAAAAUGGGGCUGUGAUUUUGAGUUUGGGUCCGAAUUUGUAGGUUUUAAAUUAUUUGGUACUAAAAGAAACUGUUGAUGACAUUAACUCUGUUCGGGCGCCACCUGCUGGCUGAAUGUAUAUUUGUAAUGAAGGAAUUUGCUGAUUUUUACAAAUAUUUUAAUAAAAAAUGAACCUCA
Messenger RNA from Oryzias melastigma (Indian medaka), 4843 nucleotides. It is a transcript of the gene chst6, whose product is annotated as carbohydrate sulfotransferase 6. Lineage: Eukaryota; Metazoa; Chordata; Actinopteri; Beloniformes; Adrianichthyidae. The record is from RefSeq and is a predicted model, not a curated record. The transcript has 2 exons. Gene Ontology annotation, molecular function: N-acetylglucosamine 6-O-sulfotransferase activity. Gene Ontology annotation, biological process: N-acetylglucosamine metabolic process; carbohydrate metabolic process; sulfur compound metabolic process. Gene Ontology annotation, cellular component: Golgi membrane. Bases 342 to 1538 code for a protein of 398 amino acids.